Molecule: messenger RNA, 1038 nt
Organism: Penicillium robsamsonii
Lineage: Eukaryota; Fungi; Ascomycota; Eurotiomycetes; Eurotiales; Aspergillaceae
Exons: 3
Coding region: 1-1038 (345 amino acids)
Source: RefSeq, a predicted model, not a curated record
AUGUCUUCCGCAGAGUCUGAUGGUAACCGACAGCCGGGGCUCAUCGCCCUUUGUGUCGUGAUGCUCAUCUUGGCUGUAGUAUCGGUCGCCCUCCGAUGCUGGUCCAUCUGGGGCUCGCCCACCCACAAGUUUGGUUAUGACGACGCAUUUGCCAUCCUGACAUUGCCUUUCAUUAUCGCCGAAUCAGCCCUUAUAUUCUACUGGAUCUCCCUGGGGUUAGGCCGUCAUUCAGCCACAUUACCCAUCAGCAAUCAACUAGAGGGCCCCAAGAUUGUCUUCGCCGCCGCCUACUUAUACGAUGCAUGCAUUACCUUGCCCAAGUUAUCGGUGCUCUGCUUCUACGACCGAGUGCUCAGACGUGGAGCCAGCUGGCUCCGCCCUACGAUCUGGGUGGUCGGUACGCUUUGCGUUUGCUGGCUGAUCGGGGCCUGGUUGGCGACCACCUUCCAGUGUACGCCCAUAGAUGCCUCCUGGGAAGUCGUCCCCAACGCCAGAUGCUUCAAGCAGUGGAAAUUCUUUACUGGGACUGCUGCGCCCAGCGCGAUCCUGGAUUUGAUCAUCCUGUUAAUCCCGCUGCCACUUCUAUGGUCGUUGCACAUGACCAAGGCGAAAAAGGUCUUGUUAACUGGCCUUUUUAUUUGCGGUUACUCAGUGGUCAUCGUGUCUGUCGGUCGCCUCAUUACUCUCCUCAAGGCCGGCUCGGCCUUGGAAGCCGAUCUGACUUGGAGCACCAUCGAAUAUAUCUGUUGGGUGCAGUGUGAAGGCCCGAUCUCUCUCAUGUCCGUCUGCCUCCCUAAUAUUAUGGAACUCGCACGCCGCCUAAGACGCAGGAAUAUGCAACAGAGCACCGGUGCAUUGUCAUUGUCUGUGAGCAAGCAAACGGCGUCGGACUUGUUAAGUUGCAACCGAUCAUUCCGUCCCAUCGAAGAAGAUAGAGAGGCCAUCCUGAUGGACAUGCACUCGGGUACUCCGAACAGAUAUCACACUCAAAUGACCAUCGACGCCACACGAUCGGUCUCGGAGCGGGAUAGUGUCUGA